AUGAGCAGCUACAAGGAAGUACGACAUGUCCUGGUUAGUCUCAACCAAGAAAACAGUGAGUUGAAGAAAGAAAACCAAAGACUGUCUGAACUAGUAGACAAGCUCAGCAAAGAUCUCGAAGCAGCAAAUGCACUUGGCCAGGGAAAUGUCAAUCUGAUCAAGGAGAAGCUUGAGUUAGCCAACAAAGCUGAAGGUCUGAGGCAGCAUUUAAAGGUUGAAAAGCGGAUAUCGGAGAAUCUGGAGUCAGAACUAGAUCAGCUAAAGAAGCAGAUUCAGAUGUUCGCAGGAACCAAGCAACUGGACAAGAUCCUGAGCUACGGAUGCCACGGCAAUACGAAGCAUGGAUUGGGGUACAAUGGAAAGGAACAGAAGAGCUCAGAUGAAAACAAGUUUGUUUCAUCAGGGUACAACCGGCCUGAAGAUCAAAGACCUGUCACCAAACAGCGAAAAGGACGAGAGUGCUAUUAUUGUGGCAAGAUCGGACAUAUCAAGGCAUACUGCUACAGCAGAUGGAACAGGGUUCAGAAACUAAUGAAGCAACGGAAGUUCAGCUGGAAUGGACCCACAAAUCAAGUCUGGCUCAGGAAAGAGGACUUGAGGUUCGAGCCUAAGGGACAACAGAAGAAGAAUUCUUUCAAGCCAAGAGAAUUCACUGUCAAGAGAUCCUUCAGGGAUGAUCCAAUGUCAAUGCUGUGGCAUGGAUUCAAGUGCAACAUGGCUCAAGUUGAGAGCGACGAAGACGAGUCAGAUCCUUGGUACUUCGAUAGUGGCUGCUCACGGCACAUGACUGGGAACCGGAGCUACCUCCAAAAUAUUAAGAAGAUUAAGGGAGGAAGAGUCACGUUUGGUGAUGGAAGUGUCGGUGCUAUACAAGGAAAAGGCAUUACAAAAGACGAAGGUCAGCCUGAUCUAGUCAAUGUAUACCUAGUACAAGGACUUAAGGCGAAUCUUAUCAGCAUAAGUCAACUGUGUGAUGAAUGGCUGAUUGUGAUAUUCACCAACAAAAGAUACAGAGCAGUGAAUGAUGAUGGACAAAUUAUCCUAGCUGGAGAAAGAUCGGGCAACAACUGCUACAUGUGGAACAAGUCAGGGUCGGUUAUGAGCUGUUUUACUGCCUGUGAUAAUCUGCAGCUGUGGCAUCUGCAGCUGUGGCAUCAGUGA
Eutrema salsugineum is the source of this 1161-nucleotide messenger RNA. RefSeq lists its product as uncharacterized. The transcript has a single exon. Bases 1 to 1161 code for a protein of 386 amino acids. The record is from RefSeq and is a predicted model, not a curated record. Gene Ontology annotation, molecular function: zinc ion binding; nucleic acid binding. NCBI's taxonomy places the organism in Eukaryota, Viridiplantae, Streptophyta, Magnoliopsida, Brassicales, Brassicaceae.